CAAUGCAUCCCUUCUUUUCCAUGAUGUUUUCACUGCUGGCCAUUAUUGGGCAUGUGAGCGGUCGGCCUCCAGUACGUCGUUAUGAGCGGAGCGUCGACCGAUCUUACAGAUCUGAGAUGACGGUGUCGAAUGGGAUGAAUUGGGGAUCGUGGGGAUACAAGAGCAUGUGUCCAAGUGGAUGGUACGCCGCAGGGUUUAGUCUGAGGGUGGAAAGACCAAUUGAUGGUGAUGAUACAGCGCUCAAUGGGAUUCGUCUUUACUGUGUCGAUCGGCCAGGCUCACGUGACUACAACUCAAUUGAGUCCGACGUAGGAGGCUGGGGUGAGUGGACAGAUGUCAAAUGGUGUCCUUAUUCUGGAUUCCUGACAUCUUUCCAGCUGAGAGUUGAAUCUCCCCAAGGAAAAGGAGAUGAUACGGCCGCAAACAACAUCAAGUUCACCUGCACUGGAGGUCAUGUGCUGGAGGGCGACGGCACAGACUGGGGCAACUGGGGCCACUGGAGCCCAACGUGUUAUGGAAAAGGAAUCUGUGGCAUCAAGACCCAGAUAGAAAAGCCACAGGGAAGCGGAGACGACACCGCUCUCAAUAACGUGAUCAUGUUCUGCUGUGAUUAAGGUGAUGUGAUCACAAUCAAAGACUCAGAUCUUACUAAUAGUGACUGCAGAUAUAGAACUAAAUCUGAUUUUUCUUUCAGGUGUAGGAGGAUGAGAACAAGAACACCAAGAAUAUCAAAUAUAUUGUAAUUAUUGAUCAUCAUAUUAUGAUAAACUAACAUGAACCAUGUCAUACAA
This is a messenger RNA of Rhinichthys klamathensis goyatoka, 791 nucleotides long. RefSeq names its product vitelline membrane outer layer protein 1-like. Lineage: Eukaryota; Metazoa; Chordata; Actinopteri; Cypriniformes; Leuciscidae. The coding region runs from base 3 to 614 and encodes 203 amino acids. The transcript has 4 exons. The record is from RefSeq and is a predicted model, not a curated record.